Molecule: messenger RNA, 504 nt
Organism: Pseudocercospora fijiensis CIRAD86
Lineage: Eukaryota; Fungi; Ascomycota; Dothideomycetes; Mycosphaerellales; Mycosphaerellaceae
Exons: 3
Source: RefSeq, a predicted model, not a curated record
CUUAAGAUAUCGGUGCUGCUUUUCUACCGUAGAAUUGUUGAGCAUACCAGUUCAAAGUACUGGAUUUGGGCCGUCAUCGCCGCCAUCUGCUUCACCGUCGCCUACAGCCUGGCAUUCAUCUUGACACUGGUCUUCAAUUGCUCACCGACGGAGGCAUACUGGAAGGCCUUCGAUCCCUCAUAUACCCAUCCUCACUCUUGUGUCAACACGACGAUCGUAAAUCUCCUCGCAGGAAUUAUGGCAGCAAUCAGCGAUCUCUAUUCUGUGGUGCUACCAUGCAUGAUGACAAGGCAUAUUCAGCUUCCGCGACCACAGAAGAUUGCUCUGUAUGUCAUCUUCUCAUUGGGUCUUUUGGUGGUGGCAUGCAGUGGAUACCAGGUCGGUCACAAAGGUGACGUGAGCACCAUCAUAUAUUAUGUCUUCGUCUGGUCUGAAGUCGAGCUAUGCCUUGGACUUAUGUGCGCCUCGCUUCCUUCUUUACGGGUCUUGUUCCGGGAAUACUUG